Messenger RNA from Pocillopora damicornis (cauliflower coral), 932 nucleotides. RefSeq names its product adenosine receptor A3-like. The record is from RefSeq and is a predicted model, not a curated record. NCBI's taxonomy places the organism in Eukaryota, Metazoa, Cnidaria, Anthozoa, Scleractinia, Pocilloporidae.
UUUCAUGGCAGGUCAAAAGAAAAACAGUGCCCAGUAAAAUGGAUUUUAACUCAUGGAACAUCUUCUGGGAUAUAUGUUUUGGUGUAUUGGUGACUAUGAUCAUUGCAGGAAACAUUCUCACCAUCUGGAUAUUCUUCAAACAGAGACACCAAAAACGCUCUUAUUCUCUUCUAAUAAGCUUGGCUGUUGCCGACUUGUUGGUUGGGAUUUUUGCUGUCCCUUUUUAUAUAAAAGCAGUUGUAUCACGGGGAUAUGCAUGGUUCCUUAUCUCCAUGGUUGCUGACGUUUUUACUGGGAUAACGUCCAUCUAUACUCUUGCUGUAAUUUCCUUGGAGAGAAUGUGCGCCGUCGGUUGGCCUUUUCGUCACAGAACUGUGAACUAUCGUGUUUACGUCUGCGCUAUUGGCAUACCGUGGAUCAUAGCGGCAAUAUUAAGUACUGCACUGAUGUUACGGAUGCUUGAUAUAAUAGGAGGGGAGGUUUACUUUUAUUGUCUUGUUUUAAUUCCCGGAAUCCCUCUGAUAACUAUAUAUUGUGUGAACGGCUGUUUCUUGUUAUCCCUUGAAAUUCUGCGCGGGGAAAUUGGGAUGUGGCCAGCCAGGACUAAUCCCCUUACGCACGACAGACAAUUGAAAGUCAUGGAAAAUGUUCACCGUAUUGAAUUCGCAUUUUUUGUUAUCAAAACUUUACAGUUUAGUAAUUCAUUUGUGAACGUAAUAAUUUAUCCGUUCAGAAUCCCAGAAUUUAGGCGCACUGUAUUCCAGAUACUUAAUUUCUGUGUAAUUCCCUUUAGAAGAUCCAGCACUGAGUUAUCUCCAUCAGCCGAGCCCAGUUCAGUUGUGUCCUUGAUAACGUUUACAAAUUCGACAUUUUCACCAUCCAACUUCACCUGGAAAGUUCGCUUUAGAGUCUUAAUCCGUUCAGGAACAUAG